Parnassius mnemosyne (clouded apollo) is the source of this 1098-nucleotide messenger RNA. Lineage: Eukaryota; Metazoa; Arthropoda; Insecta; Lepidoptera; Papilionidae. The record is from the annotation of a GenBank genome assembly.
AUGGACGAUCCAAAUAGGAUGAUGGCGCACAGCGGCGGAUUGAUGGGACCCCAAGGAUAUGGCUUGGCUGGUGAAAGUGCCCCAGCAGCAGGAGAGGGUGAGGCUCGUAAACAAGACAUUGGAGAAAUUUUACAGCAAAUUAUGAAUAUAACAGACCAGAGUCUCGACGAAGCGCAAGCAAGAAAGCACACACUGAACUGCCAUAGAAUGAAGCCAGCUUUGUUUUCUGUGCUAUGUGAAAUAAAAGAAAAAACAGUGCUUUCACUUCGCAACACACAAGAGGAGGAACCACCAGAUCCUCAGCUCAUGCGUCUGGACAACAUGCUUAUUGCUGAGGGUGUUGCGGGCCCUGAGAAAGGCGGCGGUGCCGGAGCUGCUGCAUCAGCAUCAGCCGCUGCUGGAGAAUGGGAUAACGCGAUCGAGCACUCGGACUAUCGCGCGAAGCUCGCCCAGAUCCGCCAGAUAUACCACCAGGAGCUGGACAAGUACGAGAACGCGUGCAACGAGUUCACGACCCACGUCAUGAACCUAUUGAGGGAGCAAAGUCGCACAAGGCCCAUCACGCCCAAGGAAAUUGAGCGUAUGGUGCAGAUUAUCCACAAGAAGUUCAGCUCCAUCCAGAUGCAACUCAAGCAGUCCACUUGUGAAGCCGUAAUGAUCUUGCGCUCACGUUUUCUGGAUGCGCGUCGCAAGCGGCGUAAUUUCAGCAAACAGGCGUCUGAGAUACUCAAUGAGUAUUUCUACUCACACCUCUCCAAUCCGUACCCCAGCGAAGAGGCCAAAGAGGAGCUUGCACGCAAGUGUGGCAUCACUGUCUCACAGGUAUCCAAUUGGUUUGGAAAUAAGAGAAUUCGUUACAAGAAGAACAUUGGCAAGGCUCAGGAGGAAGCAAAUCUCUAUGCGGCCAAGAAAGCAGCCGCGGGUGCGUCCCCGUACUCAAUGGGGGCGGCGUCAGGCACGGCGACCCCCAUGAUGUCCCCGGCGCCCACGCAGGACUCCAUGGGCUACUCAUUACCAGCGCCAGGCUACGACGCCCCGCAGCCCGGCUACGACGCCGCUAUGGGCUACGACCCUAUGCACCAGGAUCUAUCGCCUUAG